AUGAUUUAUAAUAUGAAAUUAGUUUAUAUGGUAACAAUUUUUGUUAUAUUAAUAUUAAUGAAUAAACAAGUUUUUGGUAAACCUUAUGAAUCCGAUGAACAUCAACUCGGUUCGCGUGAAACAGUUGAUAGAUCAGUUCGUAAAUCUGAAAAAUGUGCCGGUCGUGGAGAAAGUUGUAGUGGUGGUCUAACGGUAAAAUUGAAAACNAUUGAACCUACAUUUGUACCAUCGAAUCAAGGUGUUGAUGGUGAAUAUGAAGUAGAUGAUAUCGACGAUUUGAUUCAACUAAUAGGCAGUGUAGAUGAAUUUACAGCUGCUGCAAUUAAUGCCACAAAAAGAUCAACAGAAAAUGUGUAUAUACGAGAAACAGUUGAAGCUGUCGAAAAAGUUGGACGUUUCAAUCACAAGAAUCAACAAACUCAACAUGUUUCAAAUACAAGCAAUGAUCGACAAAUUGUACCUUUUGUUUCUGCAACGUCUAAUCUAAUUAAACUUAAUUCAAAAUGGCAAGAUCAGCUGAAGAUUGAAAAAGAACGAAUUAGACGCAUGCUCGUAGUUAAAAACAAUUACUCAACUCAAACUAGCAUCAUUGCUGAAUUUACAUUGAACAAAGAACAAAAAGCUGCAUUCUUGAUAAUAACAAAUCAUCUCGAUGGUGAUAGUCGAUGUCGUACAGGCGACAAUAAUGGUCAACUCAUUAUGUGUAUACCUGGUUGUGGUGGAACGGGCAAAUCACAAUUGAUUCGUGCUCUUACAAAAUAUUUUCUUGUUACAAAAAGAAUGCAAAUGAUGCGAAAACUUGCACCUACUGGAAUCGCAGCUGCUGAAAUUGAUGGCAUGACAAUUCAUUCAUUUUUGGAUGAACAACGUAGUUCACGAAAGCCACGUACCAUCAAACCAGGUGAUUCCAAACUUGAAAACGAAUGGAGACCGGUUGAAUAUCUGUUAAUUGAUGAAAUGAGUAUGGUUGGCUUAACUUUAUUAGGGAAACUCAAUAGAAUUAUGUGUUCUGCCAAACAUGUCGAUCCACAAGUUCCAUUUGGUGGUGUGAACGUCAUCUUCUUUGGUGAUUAUUUACAAUAUCGACCAGUCUAUGAUUCACCAUUGCAUACUGAUUUCUCAUCAUCGUCAUCAAAAAAGAAACAAGGAAAAAUACCAUCUGAAAAAGAAAUUCAACAGCGUGUUUCACGUUCUUUAAUUCUUCAAAUGAAUUGUGUGGUCAAACUUACACAGCAGAUGCGAACAGAAGAUUUACGAUAUCUUCAAUUACUCGAUCGGCUUCGUCAUGGACAAUGCAAUUAUGACGAUUAUGAAUUAUUGCAGACACGAGUUGUUGGACAACCAUCAAUAGAAUCUCUGCAUGAUUCGCCAUGGAACAAAGCUCCUAUUCUCGUGUUCCGAAACGAAGUUCGCACACAAAUAAAUAACAAGGCUGCUAUUCACAAUGCAACACAAAUGGGUCAUCCACCGAUGAUAUGUGUUGCUCAAGAUACAUGUAAAGGCAAAGCAAUCGAAGAUCCAAUAUUGCUUAAAAAAUUAUUAGAAUUAUCUGAUAGCAAGACAGAGCAUUUACCUGGUCUAUUACCUUUUGUACCAGGUAUGCCUGUCAUUUUAACGCAAAAUAUUGCUACUGAAUUAGGUCUUAUCAAUGGCAUAAAUGGAAUAUUUCGACAAUUAGUAUAUCAUGAAGAUUCGGUAACAACAGAAAAUGUAUCAGAAAUGUUCCCGAAUAAUACACAAUAUAUUCGUCGACCAAUAUAUGCUUUAAUUGAGAUUGUUAAAUCGAAGAUAGAAUGCAAACUUCAAGAUCUUCAACCGAAACUUAUACCAAUUCCACUUGUAGAACAAACAUUUCAAGUUGACGUUGCUGAUCUUAUUCCAAAAGAUAAGAAACCCAAAUCCAAUCAAAAGACAAUUUUAUCCAUCAAACGAUCUGCAUUACCACUUAUGCCUGCUUAUUGUAUCACAAUACAUAAAAGUCAAGGUCAAACAUUGAGUAAAGCGGUUAUUGAUUUAAAAUUACCAAAUGAAACGGAUGAUAUUGCAGCAGUCUACGUGCCAUUAUCUCGUGUAAAACGUUUGGCUGAUCUAGCGAUUCUGCGGCCAUUCGAUCAAAAAGUUUUACUUAUGAAACCAAAUAAAUCUCAAGUUGCUGAAAUAGAACGACUUGAUCAGCUAUGCGUGAAGACACGACUGCGUUUCUCAGAAUGGUUUCAAUAA
Adineta ricciae is the source of this 2220-nucleotide messenger RNA. Lineage: Eukaryota; Metazoa; Rotifera; Eurotatoria; Adinetida; Adinetidae. The record is from the annotation of a GenBank genome assembly.